Messenger RNA from Prionailurus viverrinus (fishing cat), 543 nucleotides. It is a transcript of the gene AAMDC, whose product is annotated as adipogenesis associated Mth938 domain containing. Bases 140 to 508 code for a protein of 122 amino acids. Gene Ontology annotation, biological process: positive regulation of fat cell differentiation. The record is from RefSeq and is a predicted model, not a curated record. NCBI's taxonomy places the organism in Eukaryota, Metazoa, Chordata, Mammalia, Carnivora, Felidae. Gene Ontology annotation, cellular component: cytoplasm. The transcript is spliced from 4 exons.
GGCUUUUUCGGGGCGGGGCGAGUGGGGGGAGCUCUUAGCCGAGAGGGCCUGAACAAACCAAGGUGAGAGGUAAAGCGCGGAGCGGUGUGGGAUCGCAACUCUCGUGGAGAGAGAACGUUGGAGUUCAGUUAAGUUCCUUAUGUCCUCCCCUGAAAUUGCUUCCCUAUCAUGGGGGCAAAUGAAAGUACAAGGCUCUACUAAAACCUAUAAGGACUGCAAAGUGUGGCCAGGGGGAAGUCGGGCUUGGGACUGGAGAGAAACAGGAACUGAGCAUUCUCCUGGUGUGCAGCCUGCAGAUGUGGAGGAAGUUGUUAAGAAGGGUGUGCAGACUCUUGUGAUUGGCCGAGGGAUGAGUGAGGCCUUGAAGGUGCCUCCGUCAACUGUGGAGUACCUCGAGAAACAAGGCAUUGAUGUGCGGGUCCUCCAGACAGAGCAGGCAGUGAAGGAGUAUAAUGCCUUGGCUGCCCGAGGAAUCAGGGUGGGAGGGGUCUUCCAUUCCACGUGCUGAUGGAGCCUUAAGGAGAAUAAAUCACUAAGCCACAA